GUCAAAACCAGAAGCUGAAGCUGGGAGGUUGAAGUGAAUUACUGUAAUUUAUUUAAAAUGGAAUAACAAACAAGUCAAUUAUAUUUGUAAAUUGUGUAAUGAAUUAACAUGCUCUUUUUGUAAUAUUAUACAUUACUUUAUUGAUUAUGUACAUAGUAAACUUCCUCGAAUACAAAAACAGUUUUUAAAUUUUCGUUACUUUUUAAUCGUGUUUAUAAUCGCAAUUAAAUGUAAAUAUUAAUGAAAAACUGUUAACAAGUAUGUGAUAGAUGUUAUUUAACGUGAAAUAUGUCUCAAAUUACUUAGAAAAACAAACUAGGUGGUAAAUAGUGUCAAUUUGCCUGCAAAUAUGGAUUCUAUCAAAACCGAAGAUCGAGAUGGGAUCUGCAGUGGAUGUUUGAGCAUGGACCGACAUACGAGCGUAGUGGAAAGACAAGAUUUAUUUAUCAUGCUGUUGUCUAAACAGACGGUAUAUGUGGAGCCUAAGUAUUUACAAAUACAAUUAUGCUGGGAAUGCAAGGCCAUGGUGAAGAAAAUUGCAUUAUUUCAAAAGAAAAUCAACGAAGCGCAAUUCGUUUUAGAUACUUCGGUGCAAUUGGAUCAGUUAAACACAGACGUAACGCCACUAUCAACUUUGAACGUGCAUCACAACCGACAAUACGACAUUACUAUAGACCACGAUCAGGAAGUGCAAGAGAAAUUGAAACUGCCCGAGAUUAUGCAGCGUCGGUUAAGCAUCGAGGUUGUGAAGCAAGAGACGGAAGAUGUAUUUGACUAUGACAUAAAAGACGAAUGCAGCCAUAGCGACAGCGACAAACCGGCGGCGAGGAAGCGGAACUUUGUUGGCAAAUUCGAACGCAAAGCUGUGAUAACUAAGAACGAGCUGGACAUGAAGAAACUGGAGAAGUAUUUCAAGAAGAUGGUGCUGGACAACGGGGAGAUAGAGGAGGUCCUUCAGAGGGAGAGAGAGUGUAAGAGGGGCAAGAGUCAGUACCGGUAUGGCUGUAAACGUUGCAAGAUGAAGUAUAAAAGGGUGAUUGAUGUCCAUCGUCAUAGUGAUUUUGCUCAUCCCACGGACGUGUCACCGCUGCAUUGCAGCGAGUGUAAGGACGCGUUCGACACGCGCGCCCAACUGAACGAGCAUUGGAAGACGCACAACGUCCUAUACAAAUGUACAUUUUGCGUCGCGUACUGCCGCUCCAAGUUCGAGAUGAACCUGCACAUGGUCAACACGCACAGCAGACUCUACACGUGCAAGAACUGCGGGAUGCAGAUAUUCUCAUCACAACAGUUCACCCAUCACUACAAAAGCUAUCACACAAAAUAUAUAUGCGAUGACUGCGGCCGAGUGUUUGGAAUUAAAAGCAGCUUGGAGAAACAUAUGAUGUAUGUUCUUUCUAUCUUUCUUUCUUUUUUGUUUAUGUUACAGCGGGCAACCGAGCUGGUGGUUCGCCUGAUUCUUUCUUUCUUUUUUGCUUAUGGUAAGCGAUCACCACUGCCCGUGAACAGAGCAGGGGUAGUGCCGCUGCGCAUGCGCAAUCUCAGCACAGCGGUGGCGCACGUGCAGCGCCCGCCGGUCAAGGUGCCAUGCCCGGAGUGCGGCAAAAUAUUUUCUCGCAAUGCGUACAUGAAGAAUCACUACAAGCUGGUCCACGUGCGUUCAUCGUCACAUUACUGUGAAAUAUGCAAUAAGCAUUUCGUCAGCGGUUUCUCAUUGAGGACUCACAGGAAAUUUGUUCACGAGAAAACUGUGAAACCGAAGGACAAGAUAUGCGACGUGUGCGGAAGAGGCUUCCAUACGAACCGCACACUACUGAACCACAAGCGCACGCACACAGGCGAGCGGCCGUACAAAUGCACGUACUGUCCCGCCGCGUUCGCUCAGUCGUACGCGCGCACCACGCACGAGCGGUCGCAGCACAAGAACGUCUCCGAUGUGUUUAUAUUGCCGACUUAAAUAUAUUAUCGCGAAU
This is a messenger RNA of Zerene cesonia (dogface butterfly), 1973 nucleotides long. Its product is annotated as zinc finger protein 431-like. Gene Ontology annotation, molecular function: DNA-binding transcription factor activity, RNA polymerase II-specific; RNA polymerase II transcription regulatory region sequence-specific DNA binding. Gene Ontology annotation, cellular component: nucleus. NCBI's taxonomy places the organism in Eukaryota, Metazoa, Arthropoda, Insecta, Lepidoptera, Pieridae. The transcript is spliced from 9 exons. The record is from RefSeq and is a predicted model, not a curated record. Gene Ontology annotation, biological process: regulation of transcription by RNA polymerase II. Bases 350 to 1957 code for a protein of 535 amino acids.